Gamsiella multidivaricata is the source of this 2408-nucleotide messenger RNA. RefSeq lists its product as uncharacterized. The record is from RefSeq and is a predicted model, not a curated record. Lineage: Eukaryota; Fungi; Mortierellomycota; Mortierellomycetes; Mortierellales; Mortierellaceae. The transcript has a single exon. Bases 123 to 2387 code for a protein of 754 amino acids.
UUUUUUUUUUUUUUUUUUUUUUUUUCCUUCUUUCUCUUCUCUCAUUCCGUCAUCUGCUCCGUCUUCUUUUCACGACUCUCCCCACUCUCCUUUUUCCGCUUCCGUUCCCUCUCUGCUUCUAAAUGGAUAUCAAUGACCGUCCCUCGGAAGCGUCCUCUCCAGAAACUCUCCGUCAAGGUCAAGGCGAUAACACGGCCCACCCCUCGGAUUCGGUGCAACUCAGGAGAGGAGAUACGCACCAUAUGACGAAGGAAGCCUUAUCCAAUGGCGCCCAGCACGACGUCUCCUCAAAGAAUGCACACGGAACCUUAAACACCAACAAACAGCGAAGAAGAAAGGCCCAGUUCGAGGUCGGGGAUGGUCGUCGCGAGGAGGAGCAGGAGGUCCAGGUACAGGGCGAACGACAGCGUCAGGGACAAGAUCAUGAUCAGGAGACGAUUGCAGGGGUGGAUACUAAGGACGACGACGCUCAAUUGCACCGAAACCAUUCUGUUUCACAUAACCGACACACCAGCCGUCGACAAUCCUCAUCCUCCGCCGCUGUUGCUGCAGCUGCAGCUGCCACGACUACCCCUGAGGUUGCGAACGGGUCACAGGCCGAAGGACUGAGCCGAGUGCAAGACGCACAGCAUGACCGGGAGGAAGAUUCGUUAGCAAAGACGCUUAUUGACUCGACAUUGACGCUUUCGAUGCAGGACCUUGGGUUGCAACACAACCAGGACUUGGGGUAUCAUGCGACAGCGACAGCAGAAUCCGAGCCUGAGCCCUCUUCACAUGAGCAUAUUCAACAGCACGAGUCAGCAGAGAUCCGGACACAAUCCUCGAACCCGACCACUGCAGACCAGCAGAAGGGCGAUCAGAAAGGCCAGUCCACCAAGACUGCCGCCACCAAUCCUUCCCACAACAACCAACAACACGAAAGCAGCAAGGGGAAUCAAAGCCAAAGUGGAUCAAAGCAGCCGCCGCUUAAGGAUCAGCAUCCAAUACACCCAUCCGGCGAACGUGCAGGUCAUGCCCUCGAGAAGAGCAGAAGCAACCCCCCUGAAGUGGUCUCGAAUGGCGAGGGACCUUCGCGAGUAACCCAUAAGAGCUCCGCUAGCAUCCACGAGUCCCAAAACCUGUCUGGAUCCUCUACUAAGCCCAAGAGCCGUGCUCCAACCAGGCCGUCCCCGGCAUCCAAGCGCUUGUCCAUGUUGCUCGAUCCCAGGACUUCGGUCACUCCACAGCCCUCGCUCACCAAGGUUACGACCCACACUGUCAUGGCAAUCAACCCAAAGCAUACCGCCGUUGUUGGUACGGACGCCUCGCCCUCGGUCACUACCUCGGACAGCUCACGCCACCAGGGAUUCAAAGUAUCGUCUCCUACAAUGCAACCUUCGCCUGCGGUUGAGAUGGUUUCUAAAUUCCUUACGGGCGCUACCGCAUCUGCAGCGCAUUCAGCCGAGGACGACGAUCACCACCAUCCACAUCACGCCGCCAAUGGAUCGCCGAACAGUAAUCGGAGGAGUCCCAAGGGCGGACAUGACAAAUCGAAUGCGACCUCACCACAGCAGCGUGCAGGCUUUACAUCGAAAUUCUACCCGGCCUCGCCGUCACAACCUCAGUUGAGCUCGUCUGCACCAAAGUCGACCACAACAUCGAAUCAGUUGAUACCCCCGACGAUUGUGACGACCUCGAGCUCGGACGAGAACCUGCACGAGACAGGUGGAGUAUCCCCCUUCUCGGCCUCAGCUUUGAGCUCGGCCUCGGCAGCCUCGGCGAUUGCAGCGGCGGCAGUGGCACAGUCGAACCUGACGAACAAUGGGUCAAAGACCGGGACGUUGUCGAGAACACAGCAGAAGCUGUGGUUGCAGCGCGAGAAUGUGCAAGAUGUGGAUGAGGAUGAGAUGGCGCGACGUGGCAGGGUCCAGAAGGAGAUGGAUCGGAUUAAUCGAGAGUACAAGUGUGUGCGGAUGACGCUGGAUCCUUCGAUGGAUAGUAUGCUGAGAUGUUUGGCGCGGUGUGGAAAGUCACCUCUGGAGCUUCAACAACAGCAGCAGUUACAGCAGCAACUAUUACAGCAACAGCAACAGCAACAAAGUCAAUCACAAUCGCAGCAGGGUCAUCACGGCGCUGGUCAAUACGCUGAUCAACAUCAACCUCGAGGAUUGCAACACCACCGAUCAUUGCAGCAGCUUAAUGGACAUUACCAAGCACAGCCACAGCAGCAACAACUAGGAGGUCAUCAAGGGGGAGGUGGUACGGGGACGGUUGGUCGUGACUCGGGCAAGAUGACGCUUCGUCAGAUGCAGCAGUUGCAGCAGCUGCAUUAUCAACAGCAACAACAGCAGCAACAGCAACAGCAACAGCAACAGCAAAGGCAGCAGCAGCAGUAUCGGCAAGGAUAAGAGGACACAAGGUGCUCUGGA